Homalodisca vitripennis (glassy-winged sharpshooter) is the source of this 437-nucleotide messenger RNA. Its product is annotated as Bardet-Biedl syndrome 2 protein homolog. The record is from RefSeq and is a predicted model, not a curated record. The coding region runs from base 74 to 289 and encodes 71 amino acids. NCBI's taxonomy places the organism in Eukaryota, Metazoa, Arthropoda, Insecta, Hemiptera, Cicadellidae. The transcript is spliced from 2 exons.
UUUUGUAGGUUCCUCAUGGUCCAGUGAACAAUUUCACGUAUUUGAGUUAACUCGACAACUGCCUUGCUUCUCCAUGUAUACACUAUUCAAGGGCACACCUCCAACCAAUCCCUCCAGCUUUGUCAGCUUUAAACUUAAUGAAAGAAUCCAAAGAGUAGAAAUGUGGUUGAAUCAGAACUUUCUACUUACCCAAGAGGUAUGGAGUAGUGACAGAGACAGUGAGUGGAGUACCUGUCUCAGUUGUCUGCGUGAUGACACCUUACUACAGCUGUGUUGUAUGUGCAGGUAGAAAUGUGGUUGAAUCAGAACUUUCUACUUACCCAAGAGGUAUGGAGUAGUGACAGAGACAGUGAGUGGAGUACCUGUCUCAGUUGUCUGCGUGAUGACACCUUACUACAGCUGAAUUAUAAGAGUGGCACUUUACAAGUGGCAACUCC